GCAUGUUUACGUUUUUCGUCUCCGACACGUAACAAUGGAUCGGGCUUUGUUUUGUUGUAUUUUAGUGUUUAUAUCUUAAUUUAUUGUUAAUUAGCUUUAAGAAUCAUCAUGUUUAAUCUAUAUUUAAUAUUCAACUGCCUUAUAUUGGUCCGCUGUUCUACUAUCUUUGAUAAUGUCGAUAUAUACCGUUUUAAAGAAGGCGAGCAGCAUUAUAAUCUUCUCAAUCAACGAAGUGCCCUCCCUGAUUAUGGUCGGUGUUGGACUAACACCAUUAAUUCGAUUAUUACCGGUUGUAAGAAAGUUACCGAUAAGAUCCAGACACGUCUAUCACUUUUAUACCUGAAUUGUUUCCUCGAAGGGCAAAAACGCAUGUAUUACCCGUGUCCACCUGACCAUCCCAUCGAUGUAUGCACGCAGAACAUGACCGAAGGGGAUCGGGCGAGCCUGGCCACUUUUUUCAUUCAUACUCAAAACAUUUGUUAUUUUCUGGAAAUUAAAUAUUGGAACCAACACACGGAAAGGACGAUCCGAAAAUUAUCCGAUACGUCUGAAGAUAUCGCUUCCCAGUUAGAGCAAUCGUUUAAACUCCAGAACGAUAUGGUAAAGAAACAGAUCGAAACCGUAAUCAAUCAAAAAGAAAUAUUGGACCAGACAAUCAAUUUAAAUGGGACCAUAUUUUCCACUUCUUCCAACAUAGCAGAGACACUUCUGGAAUUCCAACGUAUAACGCUUGAACAGACCAUUUCCACUAAAGAUAUCUUCUCACGGGUGGCCAAACUCAACAAUGUAUUUAUUGAAGUAAUAUCCGAUAUUUAUUCUGUCGUUUUCUACUUGUUCGUGUUUUUACUCUGUUAUUUAUCAACCUCCACACCAAGAACUGCCAAAGCUCGGUUAUCCUUGUUUGUCGUAAUAAUUUUUAAUUUUGCCUCAGAAAAGCUUAUGAUUUAUUACAAAAAUUUACCCAACUCCGAAGGCAUCAUAAAUGAAAUCAAUUUCAAUGAAAUCUAUGAGUUGCAAUGGACCUAUCGCAAAAUCUACUGCCUUGUUGGUUUGUGCAUUUUCAUACAUUCGGUUUGGAGUUACACGGAUGUGAACCAAGAGAAUUAUAAUAUUUUAAAUGAAAUCAAAUCUGAACUCGCAACUUUAAAAAAGUAUUCGAAGAGAUCUGGUUAUGAGAGUGAUGGUGAAGAAAGUUCCCACAGUACUACAUCAGUAAACAGUGAUACCACAUAUGUUCCCAGUUCACUGUCACAAAGUACAUCUAGUCGCUCGAGUUUGGCAUCACUCCUUGAUGAACUGAAUGAAUUAAAAGAGGAUGAACUUCAUUAUAGCAAUCUCCAGCGUAGUCAAUCUUUCCAUGCCUGUCCUGUUAGACCUUGCCCACCUUUACAGAGACAUUUCUCAGAUAUUUCACCACGUCAGAAAUGCAAUUACAAUUUGCGACCACGGAACAGUCUAAAUGCAGUUAAUCACAGAGAAAUGAAAGAAAUUCCAGAAUUUUCUAGAAACGAGAAACAAAUAUAAUUUU
This is a messenger RNA of Octopus sinensis (East Asian common octopus), 1528 nucleotides long. RefSeq lists its product as uncharacterized. The coding region runs from base 109 to 1524 and encodes 471 amino acids. The record is from RefSeq and is a predicted model, not a curated record. The transcript has 5 exons. NCBI's taxonomy places the organism in Eukaryota, Metazoa, Mollusca, Cephalopoda, Octopoda, Octopodidae.